UAUUGACAAAAAUGGAAUUUUUUGUUAUCCUAGAUUUUCUGUCCCGAGAAGAUUAAAAUUUAAAUUUAAAAACCACCAAUUGUUCAUUUAUGUAGAAAACCACAACAUUCAAUUUAUCAAUGGAUAACACACUUCAAAAUCUCUGUCGGUUGUGCGGCGAUGAGCGUAUUUGCUCCUUUGAUAUUUUCAUGAAAACCGAGGACAAUAUUGUCCUCAGUGCAGUUAUUAAAAACAUUUUGAAUAUUUCGAUAACCCAGCUGGACACUAUUCCAAAAGAAAUCUGUGCAAUAUGCCAUACAUUCCUUUUGGAUUUUCUGAAAUUUCGUGACACAGCCGAGAAGACUCAAAUGUUCCUUGUCGACUUGGAAUUGAAUCUGGAAAAAGAAAAAGCAACUGCACAAAUAGUACGCAAAGAUUCUACAGAAUCAAUCAAAUCAGAACCAAGUACGGCGGCAUUUAAUGAAGCUCUGGAAGCAACUAGCCGUCUUAGUUUUAGUUCUGACGACGCGGACGAUGAAAUUUGUUCCUUAAUCAAAGCUGCAGUAGAAAAUUCAUCGAAAACAAGUACACCGUCUCGAAAGCAGUUACAAAAAAUCGAGGACACAGUAUGUCCUGAUAACUCUCAGGAAGAAGACACAAGCCGCCAUAGUUUUAGUUGGGAUGAUGAAAAUAUUCCACUUAUCAAAGUUGCCAAACAAAAUUCGGCAAAGAAAAAGUCAAAGACUCGGAAGUAUUCCCAAGAAAAGCAAGAUCUCGAAUCACGGAUGAAGAGUGAAGACAUUAAACAACAGUCUGUUGAACUUACCAUCGAAAACCCACUAGACAAUCCCGAGGAGUGUAAUAUUUGUCAAAAAAAAUUCUCCAAAGAACGAUAUCUCCGACAUCAUUUGCGAAAAACUCACAAGGUAUUCAUCGAAGCCAGCUAUCCAUGCAAUCGUUGCACUCGUAAGUUUAUGCAGAAAAUCUCCUUGGAACACCACCAAAAACUCCAUGAUGACCCGAAUUUUAAUAAACACGUCUCGUGUGAUAUUUGCGGCAAGUUCUACAUAAACAAACAGACGCUGAAGGCUCACAUCCGAUCGAUUCACGUUGAUGUAGGAAAGAAAUACGUCUGCGAGGAAUGCGGAGCUCAGUUCAAAGGUAUAAGCAGUCUCAAAACUCACAAAAUCACACACACCGGAGAGUUCCCUUUCGAAUGCAUGAAAUGCGAUCGCAGGUUCCAGAGUAAAGCCAAUUUGUUUGUUCAUCUGGAUACCCACACCGAAACACCCUACGUCUGUGAAAUUUGCCAUAAGCCUUCCACGACACUACGUGGCCUCCGACUGCAUAUGGUAAAUCAUUCGGAUGAAAAACCCCACAAAUGCCAUAUGUGUGGCAAUGCCUAUAAGCGAGUUACGGCCUUGAAGAAACACUUGAUCGUCCAUAGUGGCAUCAGGCCGUACUCGUGUAAUUUCUGUGAACGAACAUUUGCCGAUGGAUCGAAUAAGAGAAUUCACAUGAGACGGGUGCACAAAAAGGAACUUGCCGAAAUGGAAGCAGCUGGCUUGAAAGUGAUUCCAGCUGUUUUGCCAAAAAUUCAGCAGUUGCGAGAAGAUGGGGUUACUGUUCAAGGAUAGAAUCGAAUGAAAUCGUUUUGAAGACGAUUUAGAGAUUUUAGAAAACACGGAUAGAAUAUGCUAUCUAUCCGAACCGAAUCAGAAUCAGAAGUUUGUUAAAGUUUGAUUGAAUUAAACGGUGUUUUUUGUAUUAAGAAUUAAUAUGGAUUGUAGUUAUCAAUGUACCUUGUGUCAACAGCAAAAGACUAAUAAAAUAAAUGGAAUUAAUUGAA
Messenger RNA from Eupeodes corollae, 1828 nucleotides. Its product is annotated as zinc finger protein ZFP2-like. The coding region runs from base 120 to 1616 and encodes 498 amino acids. The record is from RefSeq and is a predicted model, not a curated record. The transcript is spliced from 3 exons. Gene Ontology annotation, molecular function: RNA polymerase II cis-regulatory region sequence-specific DNA binding; DNA-binding transcription factor activity, RNA polymerase II-specific; zinc ion binding. Lineage: Eukaryota; Metazoa; Arthropoda; Insecta; Diptera; Syrphidae. Gene Ontology annotation, biological process: regulation of DNA-templated transcription. Gene Ontology annotation, cellular component: nucleus.